GACUUGCCGUGCACGCAUCGAGGGGAGCAGAAGCUCAGUGCUGCAAAGCAGUGAAGCAGCAAAAAAAGAAAAAGAGAAAGUUUUUGUUUCUACAGCUGAAAGUGGUCUCAAGUGAGGACCGUUUGUAAAAAAACAACUCAAACUAUGGAAGCUAAGAAGUGGGGAUAGAAGAAACCAGAGACUCUUCUGAAGGAUUAUUGAACUCUUUCUGUAUGAGCUCCUGUCAUGAUGAUGAUAUCCUGUUGCUGAUGGGAUCUUCUUUGUGACUCGGCUUCCUGGCGAACCCAACUUGUAGUUUUUGAUCUGUUUGUCUGAAUGAAGUGUGCAGAAGCAGAAAGCAUGUCGAACGGACGUUACAGUCACCUGCUGAGUGGAGUCUGUUUGUUGUGGCAAGCUGUAAUCGUGGUUGGAGCAGGGAGUAAACUUUGGGAGGUGCCCACAAGUCUUUUCUCUUCAUCCUCCAAUAUGAGCGAGAGCCUGCAGUGGGACCACUGCCACUAUCAUCACCUGAAGGACAGAGUGAGAAUCACAGCAGACAUCCCCCCCAGUUUGGACGGCACCUGGGUGUCCACAAGAUGUGAAGUUCGGCCCGGUCCAGAGUUCCUCACCAGGUUCUACACCUUUUACCCCAACCGUCACUUCCAGGCGCUGCAGCACUACUACACUGACAGCAACUGUGAGGACCCGGCCUACUCCCUGAUGAUCAGAGGCAAAAUCCGUUUGAGCCAGGCCUCCUGGAUCACCCCCGGGGGCACCGAGGCCGAACACCACCUCAGCAGAGUGCGCAUGGUGGUCCACAGCCUGGCGGCCAAGAAGAAGCUGGCCUCCAGGCUGCCUCCGGCCUGCGUGACUCUGAGCCUGGGUCGAGCUGUGCCGGGGAAGCUUUACGAGCUGUACAACACCCGAGCAGGGAGGGCGUGCCUGUCGGCCAUGGGUUUCUCCAUGAUGGAGAUGGGYCUGGUGCGAGUGGAGACGCAGCAUCGCAGCCACGGAGGGAAGGUCCAGGAGCUGUUCUUGGGGGAUAUUCCCACRGACUGGUCUCAGAGAGGCCAUCACAGACCCACAGGGUACCAGCAGCCUCUGCAGAACGCCAUGCAUCACAUCCACCCCUGCCCUGUGUGUGCUCUGGUGCACCGCUCCUCUGAGCAACGUCCCCCUGUGUUGCCCCCCAUCCCCACAGUUCCCCUGUCUCUGGCCGGCCACUGGGUCAGCCAGCGCUGCGAAACCCGCCCCAACAUACUYUUCCUCACUCGGGACUUCACCUUCGAUCCCAGCCAGCACGUGUGGGAAGGCAUCUACCGGCACUACGCCGACGCCGCCUGCUCCCAGCCCAYUUUCACCCUGAGAGCGUUGGGCCACUACGCUCAGGGGAACCCCUUCUCCAAAAUCCCAGGGGCCUUUGAGAUCGUCUUCAAGGUGACCCAGGUGAGAGUCACAGCCAUGGACAAGCCCACCGUCAAGCUGCUGAACAGUACAAAACGAGGGAAGUGCGGUCUGGCAGGAGGCUGGGAGGUGGGCGUGGAAAAGGACUUGACCCCCACAGACGGGUGCACCGUGCUGGGCAUCAAGCUGCCACAUAAGGAGUAUGAGCUCUUCAAGCGGGAGCUGGACCACAGGAAACACCCACUGCUUUUCACUGGAGAGAGGCCAACCGACGGGUCUAAUCCUGACCGACCACAGCGGCGGCCCACCUCCUUUCAGAGUCCCAUGGUGCUUUGCAGUGGAGGAGAAACACAACCCUCCUACUCAGCUUUUAACAGCAAGCAAAUACAGUUAGCCAGCGGGUCAGAGAGGGUGGCACAUGUGAUGUUAAUGGUGUUUGGAUCUGCACUUUGCAGCUGGCUUGGUGUUCAUUAAAAACCUUUUUUUUUUUCACAGCUUAAAACCAUCGAGUGACUCACAUCUGAGAGAUUCAUAAGGAAAAUUAUGAGACUUUUAAAUGAACGGGAUAUUUUGUUUUGAAUUCCUGGCUAUUUGUAGGAUCACUUUAUUGACUUGUUGUAACUCCUAUAAACCGUUGCUGCAGAUCUGCAAUUUAUUCCAACUGAUUACAUUCAGCCCAGUUACUGUUUGUCUAUCAGACAUUUUUUUAACUAACAUUUGUCCAUCUCUUAUCUAAGAGCUGUUCUCUCCUGUUUUCUGAUGCAAAACAAAAUAUCAGUGUUUACAUGGAUCUCAGUCAUUUCCUCAUCAAAACAUAAGCUAUGGACUUAUCUAGAUGCAGCAUAGCUAAUGCACUUUGUACAUAUAUUUUAAUCUACAUAUUCUGCUGUCACCACCGGUCUAAUGCCAUUGUGGUGAGAACAUUUCAACCUACUCUUUAAAAAUGUGUGCAUUAG
Messenger RNA from Austrofundulus limnaeus, 2339 nucleotides. It is a transcript of the gene apcdd1l, whose product is annotated as adenomatosis polyposis coli down-regulated 1-like. NCBI's taxonomy places the organism in Eukaryota, Metazoa, Chordata, Actinopteri, Cyprinodontiformes, Rivulidae. Gene Ontology annotation, molecular function: Wnt-protein binding. Gene Ontology annotation, cellular component: plasma membrane. Gene Ontology annotation, biological process: negative regulation of Wnt signaling pathway. The record is from RefSeq and is a predicted model, not a curated record.